Messenger RNA from Thamnophis elegans (Western terrestrial garter snake), 4507 nucleotides. RefSeq names its product lysine demethylase 4C (gene KDM4C). Gene Ontology annotation, biological process: chromatin remodeling. The transcript has 24 exons. Gene Ontology annotation, cellular component: nucleus. The coding region runs from base 459 to 3620 and encodes 1053 amino acids. Gene Ontology annotation, molecular function: histone H3K9 demethylase activity; histone H3K36 demethylase activity. The record is from RefSeq and is a predicted model, not a curated record. NCBI's taxonomy places the organism in Eukaryota, Metazoa, Chordata, Lepidosauria, Squamata, Natricidae.
UGUGCGGAACAACAAGUCCCAGCGAGGGGUGUGUGUGUAUAUGUGUGUGUGUUAAAGAGGGAGGGAGGGAGCGGGGUGAUAGUUACAAUCGUAGUUGGAAGCUUCAAGGAAGUCCGGCGACUUUUGACAACCCGCGUUCUCCAGUCUUGCCUCGAGGCAGCGUCGUUUUGAAACAUCCUCUGGCGGCCAGCCAAAGAAGAAAUGCCCAAGGAGCUACAUGAGGCCAGAUGAGAGGAGCAGUCUAGCAGUAAGCAGGUUGCAGCCCUGCAGGUCACUCAUCUCCCCAAGCCUUUUGUUCAUGUGAAUCAGAAUCUUGGCACAGAGGAAGGUUUCCACAGGAAAAUAUUUGGAGUAACCUGGGCUAAAGUGGAGGCUCUGGUGUUAAAAUAUGCAGAAGAAAACUGAGUUGAAAUAGACGAAAAUACAGAAUUGGCAGCAGGUCUUAACAUUGAGCAGCCAUGGCUGCUCAAUCAUUGGACUCCCCUCCCAAUCCAAGCUGUAAAAUUAUGACAUUCCAACCAACAAUGGAUGAAUUCAAGGAUUUUAACAAAUACUUGGCGUAUAUGGAAUCAAAAGGUGCUCACCGUGCUGGUUUAGCAAAGGUGAUUCCUCCUAAGGAAUGGAAGCCAAGAAAAAGUUAUGAUGAUAUUGAUGAUCUGAUGAUUCCAGCUCCUAUUCAACAGAUGGUAACUGGUCAAUCAGGUCUCUUCACUCAAUACAAUAUUCAAAAAAAGCCAAUGACUGUGAAAGAAUUUAGGCAACUUGCUAAUAGUGACAAAUAUUGUACUCCAAGACAUUUAGAUUUUGAAGACUUAGAACGUAAAUACUGGAAAAAUUUAACUUUUGUGGCACCAAUCUAUGGAGCAGAUAUUAAUGGAAGCAUAUAUAACGAAGGUGUAAAGGAAUGGAAUAUCGCUCAUCUCAAUACCAUAUUGGAUAUUGUAGAAGAAGAUUGUGGAAUCUCAAUUGAGGGAGUCAACACUCCAUAUUUGUAUUUUGGAAUGUGGAAAACAACAUUUGCAUGGCACACUGAAGAUAUGGAUCUCUACAGUAUUAAUUAUCUCCACUUUGGAGAACCAAAAUCCUGGUAUGCUAUUCCUCCAGAGCAUGGAAAGCGACUUGAACGACUUGCUCAAGGAUUUUUCCCAAGCAGUUCUCAAGGAUGUGAUGCUUUUCUACGCCAUAAGAUGACAUUAAUAUCUCCCUCAAUAUUGAAAAAAUACGGAAUUCCUUUUAAUAAAAUCACACAGGAGGCUGGAGAAUUUAUGAUCACUUUCCCAUAUGGAUACCAUGCAGGAUAUAAUCAUGGUUUCAACUGUGCAGAAUCAACAAACUUUGCAACAAUUAGAUGGAUUGAUUAUGGAAAAGUAGCUAAAUUGUGUACCUGUAGAAAAGACAUGGUGACAAUAUCAAUGGACAUCUUUGUGAGAAAAUUUCAGCCAGAUAGAUACCAACUGUGGAAACAAGGAAAAGAUUUAUAUAAUAUUGAUCAUACAAAACCCACCCCUGAAACCACACCUGAGGUAAAGGCCUGGUUGCAAAGAAGAAAGAAAACGAAGAGAUGUUCCAGCUUCCAGCAUACCCGAUCACGAUCAAAAAAGCUUAAAACUCCUGAAGACAAGAAGCCAUCAACCAUAGAGGUUGGUACAGAAAUCACAGCUACUGAAGCAGCUACAGAUUGCUUCAAGGUCAAAGACAAACCAUCAGAAAAAGUAAAGCCAGGAGACACAGGAGUGCCUUCUGGGGAAGAACAAGUCUCAAGCAGGAUGCACAUAGAUCAAAAUUUAUUGGAUAACAAAAAGAUACUGGGUCAUUCCCCUUCAAGCUCACAACUUGAUCAAGUUCCUGAAAUGCAUAAUAUAGAAUCAGAAAAGGAAGAGAAAGAAGUCUCUGACCUUGCACGUAUUUUUUCUGAAGAAUCUAAAGUGGCUUUGCUUUCAUAUCCUGACUGCAAUCAAGAUGUUUUAAAAACUUCAAAUAUUUCAAGGCAAACUUCUGAGAAUGCUGCUUCUGAAAUGGAGAACUUUGAGAAAGAAGAAAUUAGUAGUGUAUCCACAGAAGAGGAUGAGAUUAGUGAUGCUGAAAGCAAUAAAAGUGGUCUGGAACCUGGGGAAAUAUCAACGAUAUUUGAAGGAGAAAAAAGCAAAACAUCAAAAAGUUGGCGUCAUCCGCUAAAUAAACCUCCUGCCAGAUCUCCUAUGACGUUGGUUAAACAGCAGGCAAUAAGUGACGAAGAACUGCCUGAGGUUCCCUUAAUUGAAGAGGAAGUACAAGAAACAGAAUCCUGGGCCAAGCCUCUAGUCUAUCUUUGGCAGAACAGAAUACCAAAUUUUACUGCUGAAAAGGAGCACAAUGCAGCUGUUGCCAAGUUGGAACCCUAUUGUGCCAUUUGCACACUCCUCAAACCUUACUAUAAGGCUGAUAAACCUAAUGAAGAAAUAUAUGCCUGGUCAGAAACAAAGCAAAAAGAAAUAUGUAUGUCCAUUGAAAAGACAAAACCACUUAUUCCAGAGAUAUGUUUUAUUUAUAGCGAGGAGAAUACAGAAAACUAUCCAUCCAAUGGCUUUAUUGAAGAAGAUGGGACUAGUAUACUAAUAUCCUGUGCAAAAUGUUGUGUACAGGUCCAUGCAAGUUGCUAUGGUAUUCCUUCCCAUGAAAUCCACGAUGGAUGGCUUUGUUGUAGAUGCAAAAGAGGAGCCUGGACAGCUGAAUGUUGUCUCUGUAAUUUGAGAGGUGGAGCACUCAAGCAAACUACUGACAAAAAGUGGGCUCAUGUCAUGUGUGCAAUUGCUAUACCUGAAGUCAGGUUUGGUAAUGUCACAGAGAGAACACCAAUAGACACGACCAGGAUACCUUUGCAGAGAUUGAAACUGAAAUGUAUCUUCUGUCGACAAAGAAUUAAGAAAAUAUCUGGUGCUUGCAUCCAGUGCUCCUAUGGACGUUGCCCAGCUUCAUUCCAUGUCACAUGUGCUCAUGCUGCUGGGGUGUUGAUGGAACCAGAUGACUGGCCUUACGUGGUCUAUAUUACGUGCUUCAGGCACAAAAUAAGCCAAAAUGUGAAAACCAAACCCUUUGAGAAAGCUGUCUCAGUUGGGCAAACUGUCAUAGCAAAACACAGAAAUACACGCUAUUACAGCUGCAGAGUAAUAGAAGUUACAUCACAAGUUUUCUAUGAAGUUAUGUUUGAUGAUGGCUCCUUUAGUCGGGACACCUUCCCUGAAGAUAUUGUAAGCAGAGACUGCCUGAAGCUUGGCCCACCUGCAGAGGGAGAAGUUGUUCAAGUAAAAUGGCCAGAUGGAAAACUUUAUGGUGCAAAAUAUUUUGGAACCAAUGUAGCAUAUAUGUACAAUGUAGAAUUUGAAGAUGGCUCCCAGAUAGCAACAAAAAGAGAAGAACUUUACACUCUUGAUGAAGAAUUACCCAAAAGAGUGAGAGCCCGCUUUUCUACAGCUUCUGAUAUGAGGUUUGAAGAUACGUUCUAUGGUGCCGAUAUUAUCCAAGGACAAAAGAAAAGGCAGCGGGUAUUGAGCUCCAGAUUUAAGAAUGAGUACGUGGAUGACCCCGGCUACCGCAGUUUCCUGAAAGCCUCAUUCCAAAAGAAGUGCCAAAAAGGACUAUAAAAAAAGGAAAGAUUUCAAAUUCACUUUCUCUUGGGGUAUGAAGAGCAUGAAUGUAUUCCCUGCUGGGCAAAGAAAAACAAAUGUAAAAUUUUUGAAGAUGUGUUCUCUUAUUCAUUCAGGUGUCUACCUAGUGGUUAAAUGCAUUAAAUACAUGUAUAUCAAGAAGUUUUCUCCAAAGUAUUUGGAACCCUUUGAAAUGUCUUGAUCUAGGGCUCCAAUGUGGACUUACUUUAUUAAACAUUUGAAUCAAUUUGUGUUGAUCAACCUCAGUUUUGAAACCCUACUGACUAGCAGGAGUAAAAGUGACAGUCAGUGAGUGUUUUGCCUCAAUUCCCUGAUAUUUAAAAAUUACCUAUCUAGAUAGGAAUCUCCACCCCCAAAUAAUUUGUACAAGUUCCACCAGUUUUAGCUUUCUACAGCAUUCGCUAAAACAAAUGCAAGUAUAAAGAGCAUUACGAUCUGUAAGUACUGUGCUGCUCAUCACUUUGCACAGGGCUUUUCACACUAUUUAUGCCUUUACUACUUACAGUACUACUAGUAGUACUCUUUGGCUAGGUUUAAGUUAACAUGGGAUUUGGGAGGGGGUGUUAAUAAAAGACAGGUGUUUUUAAUGAAGGAUAUCUUUAGGAAUGGAAUGGGCGUGUAUAUUUAAAGGGGGAUAUUUUUGGCAUCUAUUUUUAAACUUUUUUUCAAGAUGUUCUUGGGGAAAGAGCAAUUUGUACAAUAAAUGCCUCAUUGUGUUUAUAAAAUUACAGUUUACAUAUCUUUGCUUAGCAGGCCAGUUUUGAAUUAAUGUAAUAUAGAAAAAUAAUUUUGUCUUCCCUUUAUAAAUAAUAGUCUGCAAAUGUAAUAGUGUUUGAAAUAAAUAAAUAAUGUCUCUUUGCUUA